This is a messenger RNA of Drosophila bipectinata, 1301 nucleotides long. It is a transcript of the gene Osi22, whose product is annotated as Osiris 22. NCBI's taxonomy places the organism in Eukaryota, Metazoa, Arthropoda, Insecta, Diptera, Drosophilidae. The record is from RefSeq and is a predicted model, not a curated record.
AUGCAGCCUGCUUUGGCUUUUCUUACCGCUUUUCCAAUGCUUUUCUGCUGCUUUUCAUCUGCUUUCUUCGGAGUUGAUAAAACGCUUGACUGCCAGCCAUCGUGCCACAUUUUGCGGCUGACCAUUGCGGCGCUAACACGCAGAUUCAGUAACAGAUUCACAGUCAGAUCUACUUAAUUCAGAGUAGUUGGCCUGGAGAUGACCAGCAGCCAGGUGCGAUUCCUUUUGCUGAGUGUGCUCUGCACCUCGCUGGCAUUUGGCCAGGACAGCACUAGUACAACCCAAAGCCAGGAAGUAACCUCAGAGGCAACAGAGGCCCGUGGCCUGGCCAGCAGCUACGAGCCGGAGGAGAAGCCAGAACUUGCGGUGCGCAAGAACUCCCACAUCUUCAUGGGCAUUUACAAAAACUACAAAAGCACCUAUAUGGGCAACAAAACCACAAGCGACUACAAAAAGCGACUCAGGGAUCGCGUAAGUGCCCCUCAAAUGACUGGCAACGAGGCCCAGGACACGAUGGCCCCCGAGCAGAUGGACCCCAGGGACACCCUGGCCAUGGAGAUUCGCCAGGAUGCAAACGCGGAGGCCUUGUUGGAGGCCCAGACCGAAACGCCCAGUUACGAUGAUGGUGAGGGCACUUCCUCCAGUGGAAAGAAGCGACGCAAACGCAAGCGCAAGGAUCGCAACAAGCGGCGGGAGGAGGUUGUGGAGGCGGAAACGGAAACAGACCAGCCAGAGGCAGCUCCAGAGGAUGAGAGCAUACAGCGAUAUCAUGUGGGUCCAGGACUAAACGUAAGUCUGGACAUGAGCAACGAUAUUGUGCAUGUGAAGCUGGAUGGGGAGAACCUCAAGGAUAUCAUAGGAGCCCGUUGGCUUACGCUGGAUAACAGUGAAGAAGGUCGUGGCAAAAAGUAUGACAUGAUCACCAAGGUCCUGCCACUUUUCAUACUUCCCUUCCUCAUCCAGUCAGCCAUUGUUCCAUUUCUGGUUACCAAGCUAAAGCUGCUCUUGGUCAAGUCCAUUCUCGUGGGAAAGCUGGCCAUCUUCCUGCUGAUCAUCUCGGCCAUCAAGAACGGCAACAAAAUGGUUCAGAGCUAUGAAGUGCCCUCCUACUGGGCAGGUGAGCCGAGCCGGAGGUCGGAGCUGGCCGCCGCUGCCUCCUCGGCAGCAGCCGCUUACAAUGGCUACCGGGUGGAGGGAAAGCCCACCACUUGGAUAAGCUAGAUGGCGCCCAUCCCCUCCCAUUUGUAUAAGUUUCGGUUUAGGCAGUAGGUCCGGAGAAAUAAAUAAACAUAGAAAUCGCG